AUGGCAUCCUUGAUAGCGCCCCCGGGAGCUGGACCCCAAGCAAGAGAGGGUGAGAACGUUUUCGGCGUGGCCCACAUUUUCGCCUCAUUUAAUGAUACAUUCGUGGUAAGUCAUAAUUUCGAAUACCUUUCCAGUUGCUUGGAUCAUGUUACUGACUUGUCUGGAAAAGAAACAAUUUGCCGAGUUACUGGUGGCAUGAAAGUGAAAGCCGAUAGGGAUGAGUCCUCGCCAUAUGCUGCUAUGCUUGCUGCGCAAGAUGUAGCUGUUAGAUGCAAGGUACUUACAGAACUGGGGUUGACUGCUUUACAUAUUAAAAUGAGAGCAACGGGUGGAAACAAAACAAAGAGUCCAGGACCAGGCGGUCAAUCAGCGCUCAGAGCCCUUUCGCGCUCAGGAUUAAAGAUCGGAAGAAUAGAAGAUGUCACGCCUAUUCCUACCGAUAGUACACGUAGAAAGGGUGGACGCAGAGGAAGGCGCUUGUAG
Messenger RNA from Bathycoccus prasinos, 483 nucleotides. Its product is annotated as 40S ribosomal protein S14. The transcript is spliced from 4 exons. Gene Ontology annotation, biological process: maturation of SSU-rRNA from tricistronic rRNA transcript (SSU-rRNA, 5.8S rRNA, LSU-rRNA); translation; ribosomal small subunit assembly. Gene Ontology annotation, cellular component: ribosome; cytosolic small ribosomal subunit. Bases 1 to 483 code for a protein of 160 amino acids. The record is from RefSeq and is a predicted model, not a curated record. Lineage: Eukaryota; Viridiplantae; Chlorophyta; Mamiellophyceae; Mamiellales; Bathycoccaceae. Gene Ontology annotation, molecular function: structural constituent of ribosome; mRNA 5'-UTR binding; small ribosomal subunit rRNA binding.